Molecule: messenger RNA, 2167 nt
Organism: Thermothelomyces thermophilus ATCC 42464
Lineage: Eukaryota; Fungi; Ascomycota; Sordariomycetes; Sordariales; Chaetomiaceae
Exons: 3
Coding region: 151-2034 (627 amino acids)
Biological process (GO): arachidonate metabolic process
Cellular component (GO): membrane
Source: RefSeq, a predicted model, not a curated record
CCCCUGCUCCCCUUGCCAAGCCUCCAGGCGGCAAAUCCUCAACAUCCGUUGCCUAUCCCUCCUAAAGGUCCGCCAGGCCCCCGCAGGCUUUGGUGUCUACGCCGGGAUAUUCAGGUGUCGCUGUCGACGGCACCAGACCGAAUGACUGACAUGGACUUCAACGGGUUGAAGCGCAAGGACACAACAAAAGGGCCGCCUCUGCGCAUCCUGUCGCUUGAUGGAGGAGGCGUGCGCGGCUACUCCAUGUUUCUAAUCCUCCAGGAGCUCAUGCACCGAACGUUUGUCGAAAUCGAAGGCCGGGCACCGCGACGAUCCGAGAUCCCCAAACCAUGCGACCACUUCGACCUCAUUGUCGGCACCGGUACUGGCGGCCUAAUUGCCCUCAUGCUGGGCCGGUUGCGCCUCGAUAUCGAAACAUGCAAGGAGUUAUACGUCCGCCUCACCCGCAUGGUCUUCGAAACCGACAAGACCAUCGCCGGCAUCCCCUACCGAUCGACCCUGUUCAAGGCGACAAAGCUGGAGGAGGCGAUCAAGGAGUGUGUCCGGGAGCACACCGUCUACGAAAAGGAGGGAAAUGAUGGCUCCGAUGUGGGGAGCACAUAUGAUUCGCUGAGCCCGGUCUCCCGCUCGAGCGCAGCAUACCCUAGGCGGCACGCCAGCAACGCCAGCGUCUUGAGCUUCAGCGCGCGGAGCCCCAGCGCGCAGGCCGCGAGACCGGUGUUUUCCCGCAAUGGCAACCCAAAUGCUCGCCUGUAUGACGAGCGGGAAAAUCGAACCAAGACUGCCGUGACGGCCGUUUACAAGGGCACCCCGAAAGGUGGGGCACCGGCCAUGCUCCGCUCUUACGAUUCCAGGCGGGAGCCGGCCCCCGAGUUCGACUGUAAGAUCUGGGAAGCCGGACGUGCGACUUGCGCCAUCGGCCUCGCGUUCAAGCCCAUCCAGAUUGGGCAGUCCGUGUUUCACGACGAUGGUGCGGGCACGUUUAACCCGUCCAUAACAGCACUCGACGAGGCGGUCGUCAACGAGUGGCCGGGCCGGGAGGUUGGCGUCUUCGUCAGCGUGGGCACCGGGAAGCGACCAAGGGGUAGCGACGCAAAUUCGGCGCUGUGGUACGAGGGCUUUCUCGGCGAGUUUGCCGAGGCGCGGAGGAAGCUGAUCGCAAAGAUUGAGGGUUGCGAGAAGAUCCACGAGCAGAUGAAGAGGGAACACCUGUCGAAGCGGGGCGUCAACAUCGAGAACUACUACCGCUGGAAUGUCGAGGUCGGUGUCGGCGAGUUUGGCAUGAAUGAGUGGAACCGGCUGGCGGACAUCAGCACGAAUACCAGGAGGUAUCUGGCUAGGGAGGAAGAGCAGAAGAUGGUCCAGAGCGCGUCGGCAAAGUUGGCCAAGAUCCACUUUGCAAAGCAGCGCUGGGAGCGCCUCAGCCAGGCCAGCCCGGAGGCGGCGCAAAAAGUCCCCCAGAUCUCGCUGCCCCUGGCGGCGGAGCUGCCGGGAGACAUUCCCCCCGUGCCCGCUCGCGCCCCAACCCCAGCCUCGCCAAGCCGACAGUCGUACGACUCGGGCCACGAUAUAUUGCCAGUGCGGGGAUCUACGCCUUCUCCGAGGAGCUCUUGCGAGCCGCCACGACAAUCACCCCAGCCGAACCAGCUGCCGUAUCCGCCCGCGCCCCCCUCUGGCGGCCACCCGCCAGCAGCACCGAGCCACUUUGCGGACGGCGCGGCCGAGGACUCGGACCGCCUAGUGGUCAGUGCCCCGACGCCGGCGCAAUACCGGAUCGCCACGGGCGCGGAUAAGAUCGCGAUCGCGGGGCCGGACGACUACCCCAGGCGAUACGAUGAUCCGCUGAUGCAGCCCGCGCCGUUGCGGGUGCGGCCGCCGUCGGUACCACCCCCGCUACCCCCAAAAACACCGCUCCCGGAGAUCCAGGCUGGCCAUGGCCGAGCGUCUGCCCCUGUGUUGCCUUAUCCUCUCGACGAGGACGCACCGCCGGCGGUCAAUAUGGCGAGAAAGCCAUACUACUACAGCUCGAAUUAGUUGCUAAAUUCGUCUUCGCGAACGGAUUUGCCAUGAUUCCAUUCUGCUGGCGCUGACCGCGAUCAGCGAGGUCGACUUCUUUUUAUUUGUUUUGUUUUGUUCUUUUUUUCCCCGCUUCUUUCUCUUCUUCGAU